Exophiala bonariae is the source of this 2994-nucleotide messenger RNA. RefSeq lists its product as uncharacterized. The coding region runs from base 1 to 2994 and encodes 997 amino acids. The transcript has 3 exons. The record is from RefSeq and is a predicted model, not a curated record. Lineage: Eukaryota; Fungi; Ascomycota; Eurotiomycetes; Chaetothyriales; Herpotrichiellaceae. Gene Ontology annotation, molecular function: ATP hydrolysis activity; ATP binding.
AUGGCCACGCCCCCAGCCUCGGCUGGUCAAAAUGACGCGCACAUCGUUGAGGCAUCUGGCGGAAGUCAGGUCACUUCUCUCAACAACCACGACACAUCUAGACCGUCAGCGCUCCGGGACCGAGAUCGUCUCUCACGCAAAAAAGCUAAGCAGAAGCAGUUUCAACGAGCCUUGGCAUCGAUGCUAGAGAGCUUUCCUGGCAUCUUUGAAGAAUCUGACGCCGAUGUAUCCGACCUUGACGACGACCACUUCUUUACUGAUCCGGCUGUCGUGGAGGAGAAAUCUCCCGAAUCUCAAAGCGACAGGGGUAGUGCAUCUCCACCACUUCGUGAACGGCAAAGGGUUCGAUACCGAAGAGGUGACCGUGCCAGGCGUUCACCCAGUUCCCGUAGCAGAGAUUCGUUAGACGAGAUUCUAAAGCCUCUUGAACCGGGGAGAGAUCACAAGAGUGUCUCCAAUGAGACAGAGCUAGGGCCUAUUCAGUAUGAGUCAGAACUGUGGAACUACGCUCGCACAACAGACAAGGAUUACGAUAUACCCACCCUUAUUCAUACGGCGAGAACACCAGCACCUCUCAAAGUUUCGAAAAUCGGUGUCCACGCAAAAGCCACGGAAACCGGCGAUACGAAUUGUAUCUUCAAGGCCGUGAACAUGUACGCGGCUCCAAAAGGGUCGGUUGCACGACCGUGGUACCCGGACAGACCAAACGAAUACCUCGAUAAUCAAUACUCGUACGGUCGGCCCGAAGAACCUGCCGCGGUCACCGCAAGUGUGGGUAGUUAUAUACUGAUUUACUCUGAGACUAUCAUGCGUGCGAUUCGAAGCUGCGUCAAGGUGUACCCAGGUCUCUCCUGGGCGGUCGAGUUUAUGAGCGUGCCAGCGCCGUAUACACUAUUAGUCCACUACCGAGAUGAUUUGAAAGCUUGGAAUGAUAAACUCUCCGAUGAAGUCGCUUCUCCUAUAACUGAGCAGAACAAUGACAAUCUGGGCGCCACCAAAGCAAGCUUACCACCCAAGGAACACAUCCCUCUUUUGCUAGACUUCGUCUUCACCCCUGAGUUCACGGCCAUAUACGAUCAUGAAAUGUCAUUGAGGAGCAAGCCUGUACCUACGUGUACGUACUCGAUGGCUUGGCUCUUGUUCUGUCCGGGUACCAUGAUUUACGCUUGGAGCGACAAAAGUUUGGAUGCUUACAUGGUUGACUCUUACGAACUGGAUGGACUCUAUGCGGGGGAGGUAGUGCUUGAUCGCCGGAGAGAAAGAACCAAGACCAAUCAAGGACUCGCCGACGUGGUCAAACCACCUAACGGCAUCAGAGGUGAAAUCCCUGAGUUCAGUACAACCCCAAAGUCACUGAAGCUCAAGCUUCAUUAUGUCGAAUAUGACGGAACUCGACUCGGAAGACGUCCAAAGACUGUUACCAUCAGACCGUUCGAAGGCGAGCGCGAGAUCAGCUCUCUAGCUGCCUACCCUGUACAGUACGCGCCAGAUCAAGGACUGAGAGACCAGCUGAUUGCACGGGGGCAAAAGUAUCUCAAGCUAUGCCAACGGCAUUAUAUGUCCUAUCAUGGUGAUACUAUUGGAGCUCUCCGCCAGCCAUCACGCAAGUUGACUGGACGGGUCAUGAUCGAUUCCACUAUGUAUUACAACGAUCCUGAAACCUCAGGAAUAUUACGACUCAAAAUGCCAACCGCAGAUGGGAUUACCAUGUCAGAGACUGACAGCGAUAGUAACCUCAGCAGUGGUGCUUCUGAUUACGCCCGUCGGCGCAAACGAAGGGUUUACGCGCGGCGCCUGAAGGAAUUGAAGAAAACUAACACGCAACCUGCCGGAGCCGUUGAUUAUGACAUGAUUGAGCCACAUGAAGCGAAAUUGAAGCCGGAGCAUUUUAUGCUGCUCCCAGCUCAGAUCUGGGGAUUCGUACUGAGGGAACGCCGCUGGUAUCUACUGCAUAUUGACGGGCUGACGGAGCCUCAGUUCCAAGAGAACAUCAUCAAUGAUCUUGUCCUCAAGGACGAAGCCAGAAUCCUUAUCGAGGCUCUCUCAAGCACCAAUGACCAAACCAAUGAGGGGUUCAAUCACUGGAGCGCGGACAUUGUCCAGAACAAAGGAGAAGGUCGCAUAUUCCUUUUGCAUGGCAAACCAGGUGUUGGUAAGCUCUUCCAGAGAUGGGACAUUAUCUCUUCUUACCUCAACAUCGUAACUUACACUGAUACAGGCAAAACAUCAACCGCAGAAUGUGUGGCGGAAGCUAACCGAGCACCCCUGCUUGCCAUCACAUGUGGCGAUUUAGGCACUCACCCCAACGAAGUAGAACGCUCACUAAUGAGGUGGUUUCGACUGGCGACCAUGUGGAAAGCAGUCCUUCUUCUAGAUGAGGCAGAUGUAUACCUUGAGUCGCGCAUGAGCGGCGACUUGGCCCGAAACAGUUUGGUCUCGAUUUUCCUCCGUGCGCUGGAGUACUAUCAAGGUGUCCUCUUCCUGACCACCAACCGGGUCGGAACCUUCGACGAAGCAAUGCUCUCACGCAUUCACGUCGUCCUCCACUAUGCAGACUUCGAGGAUAUCGAGCGAGAAAAGAUUUGGAAUACGUCCUUCCGAAAGCUCGGCGAGGAACGACCAGAAGUCCAAAUCGGCCGUGGUGUUAUGGACUAUGUCAUGGAGAACCAACGCGUGCUCGAUCUAAAGUGGAACGGCCGCGAGAUCAGGAAUGCAUUCAAUACUAUUGUUGCACUUGCCGAGUUCGAUGCAGAGAAGAAGCGGAGAGCAGGAUCGUCCAACGUACAGAUCUCGAUCGAGAGGAGUCACCUGGUCCAGGUGGUAAAGAUGAGUGAGGGCUUCAAAACAUACAUGAAGAGUACACGAGGUUUAGAUGAAUCUGCACUUGCAAAGGCGCUUAAGAUUCGGGAUGAUGCUGUGGUGCAAAUGAAUCAAAGUCAGAUGGGAUAUUCAAGGGAAGGCAGAGUUACUAUUAUUGAUAGAGGAAGAGAGUGA